Molecule: messenger RNA, 1862 nt
Organism: Amoebophrya sp. A25
Lineage: Eukaryota; Dinophyceae; Syndiniales; Amoebophryaceae
Source: the annotation of a GenBank genome assembly
AUCAAUUCACGACUGACACUGAGCUCUUGCUCGUCCUAUUCAGUUAAUUUGUAACUGCUAAUCUUGCUUUCAGAUUCCGUAUCAGUUAUUGUUAUGCUUCUUUCAAUUUUGAUACCAUGACUAGCCCAGAUAAAACGAAAAUCGGCAUGAAUCAAGCAUGUAGUAAUCACAUUUGAUAAUACAUGACCACCAUGAUAACAACUCCGCUUUCUUCAGUUGUAUGUUGUACUAGAACUAGUAGGUGGGAGCCAGCUACAUGAUCAUGAUGUUGCAUCAAACUACAACAAGAGCAACAAGCUAAAUAGACUCCAUUUUUUCUUCAUCAACUACAUCAACUUUUAUCUUCUACAUACACAAAAAAUCCAAAAACAUGUCGGACUUGGAAUUGCUCGCGGAUGUUGCCAUAUUCUUGACAGUGCUAGCAGUUUUCAUAUUCGUGUGGAGAAACCCCGAAUUGAAUCCAGCCAAGAUGUUCUUUGACAAGCUCUUGAGGGCUGGUGUUGAGCAGGAGAUGGUUAUGCGACAAGAUCGUGAAGCGUGCAUGCGCGAACGCACGAAGCUGUUGUUAUGGAUCAUAGUUCUUCUUCAUCUUCAGGUGUUUGAGUAACCAAUCAGAAUAACAAUCACUUCUAUCGUGAUCACAUGAGCACUUGCUACUGUAAGUAUAUAAAUUAAUAACUUGUCACUCGGUCAUCUUGCACUUGCUCUUUCAUACGGAUGAAGGUACAGGGUAGCUGAACGGCCUCUAUGACGUUAGAAAAGACGUGGAACGAGGUAUCAUGAUAUGACAUAAACUAACUGUUGAGACAGAAAUUUAUACAGGGGAGAAAAGAAUAAUUUUUUUCGUUCUAUUAGUUACUACUUCUAAUGUCCUCGGGCGGAGGAAGUGUAGCGUUGGCUAGCAACAAAGCAGGUCCAUCUGGACCGGUGGGCAGGGGUGGAGCGAAAGCAUCACCCACGCCAUCGAAACAAGUCCCCGCAGCAACGUGUAUGGUGAAAGUUGAUGUAACUGGUAACAAGGAUUUUGUUCCUUUUCGUGGUUCCUAAAAUAACUAAAUGUAGUAUGUCAGUCUAGUUCUAGUACUUGAAUAUGUCGUGAUACUCCUACUCGUCCGAGAAGAUGACUGAUUGGUACUUGUUGUGUACAAAACAAGUCGAAAUGGUUAUCUACUAGUACAUAGUCGUGGAUCUUGAUAUUCUACUUCGUCUAGUAGUAGCGAGCUUACAUAUACAUUGUACAUGAUAGAUAGCGAGGAUCAUCUGUCCUCAGAGAUAUGUUGCCAAAGGAUUACUAUAAUGUGACAACAACAUCUGCAGAUCCCGACGACGAGAGCAACUGCCGCGCACGGGCGAAAUCGCUGGAAGACUGAAACACGAGGUCGUAGGAUCUACGAGACAAUUGCAGUUGUUGAUAGUGAUGAGAUGUGCAAAGGGCUCGAUUUUUUGUCAUCAUGAUGUGGUGCAUGUGGUCACUCAUGCGAUCACACGUUUUGUUCUACACGGUCUUCUAAUGUCAUAUCUAACAUGUUCCUAGAACACCUCAAGCUGCAUAGGCCGUGCUUUUUGUGCUCUGACUGAAUGAUUGGGUUUAUGGUACAUCUACGAGACAUAUACAUGAAGGUCAUGACGACCAACGACCUCCCAUGCGUCCGCGACAUGAUAAUGUAUCCUGACUAGUAAGGGCGCAAGUGGGAUAAUGUAUCCUGACUAAGCUCGCAAGUGGUAGUCGAAUUGCUGGCAUGCCAGAAAAAGAAAACAUACCUGCUGUAUCAGUCGAGACUAACUUUCUCAUCGUGCAAUUUUUUCCAAAUUAAAUCAAAAUCAUUAUGCUGAUGCUUCCUUGUCCGUGUCCACUGUUGCGG